Molecule: messenger RNA, 1596 nt
Organism: Lolium rigidum
Lineage: Eukaryota; Viridiplantae; Streptophyta; Magnoliopsida; Poales; Poaceae
Product: cytokinin dehydrogenase 6-like
Exons: 1
Coding region: 1-1596 (531 amino acids)
Biological process (GO): cytokinin metabolic process
Molecular function (GO): FAD binding; cytokinin dehydrogenase activity
Source: RefSeq, a predicted model, not a curated record
AUGGCAAGAACUCGCUUCGUCGCAUUUCUCAUCGGCAUGGCCAGCUUCGUCUCCGUGGUCACCGGCCAGCUCCGGCUAAUUCCCGCUGGUGGUCUUCCCCGUGAUCUCUUUGCCCUUGGAAUCGCCUCCAAGAUCCGCAUCGAUCGCAACUCGACGGCGAUGGCGUCUUCAGACUUUGGCCGCAUCGUCGAGGCCACGCCGGAGGCAGUUCUCCACCCUGCCACGCCCAGCGACAUCGCCGCGCUCAUCCGGUUCUCCGCGUCCUCGCCGGCGCCGUUCCCCGUGUCGCCGCGUGGGCAGGGCCACUCCGUAAGCGGGCAGUCUCUCGCCCCGGGCGGCGUCGUCGUCGACAUGCGCGCGCUGGUUCGCGGUCACCACAGCCGCAUCAACGUGUCCGCGGACUAUGUCGACGCCGGCGGCGAGCAGCUGUGGAUCGACGUCCUUCGCGCGACGCUGCAGCACGGCCUCACGCCGCGCGUGUGGACGGACUACCUCCGCAUCACCGUCGGCGGAACGCUCUCCAACGCCGGCAUCGGUGGGCAGGCGUUCCGGCAUGGCCCGCAGAUCGCCAACGUGCGCGAGCUCGACGUGGUGACAGGGACGGGCGAGAUGGUGACGUGCUCACCUGAGAAGAGCUCGGACCUGUUCUUCGCAGCGUUGGGCGGGCUGGGCCAGUUCGGGGUCAUCACUCGGGCUCGGAUCGCGCUCGAGCAGGCCCCGAAGCGGGUCCGUUGGGUCAGGCUCGCAUACUCGGAUGUGGCCAUGUUCACGAGAGACCAGGAGCUGCUCAUUUCUAAGCGGGCUAGCGAGGCCGGGUUCGACUACGUGGAAGGCCAGGUCCAGCUCAACAGGACGCUGACCGAGGGCCCCAAGUCGACGCCUUUCUUCUCCGAAGCCGACAUCAAUAGGCUCGCCGGGCUCGCCUCUGUGUCUGGCUCUGCCGCCAUCUACAUCAUUGAAGCCGCCAUGUACUACAACGACACAACUGCCUCCUAUGUGAACAACAAAUUGGAGAAGGUGCUAGAGCAGCUAAGCUUUGCGCCAAGGUUCGUGUUCACGAAGGAUGUGACUUACGUCCAAUUCCUCGACCGCGUGCGCGAGGAGGAGGAGGUGCUCCGGUCAGCGGGGCUAUGGGAUGUGCCGCACCCAUGGCUAAACCUCUUCAUCCCCCGGUCACGCAUUCUCGACUUCGAUACCGGCGUGGUCAAGGGUCUACUCGGUGGCACCAACCCGGUCGGGGUCAUCCUCAUGUACCCCAUGAACACGAACAAGUGGGACAACCGGAUGACGGCCAUGGCACCACUUGCUGGAGAGGAUAUGUUUUACACCAUGGGAUUACUAAGGUCGGCGGUGGUUCCUAGUGACCUAGAGCUACUAGAGAGGGAGAACGAGGCGGUGCUAACAUUUUGCGAUAAAGAGGGCAUCGAGUGCAAGCAAUACCUCCCGCACCACAUGUCCCAGGAUGGAUGGCAACAACAUUUUGGUGCCAAGUGGAGCAGAAUAACUGAGAUCAAGGCAAAGUUCGAUCCUCACGCAAUAUUAUCAAGGGGUCAAAGGAUCUUCAGUCGACAGGAAGCAUUGCGGCGACAUAAUUGA